Molecule: messenger RNA, 1050 nt
Organism: Penicillium nucicola
Lineage: Eukaryota; Fungi; Ascomycota; Eurotiomycetes; Eurotiales; Aspergillaceae
Product: DUF3632 domain-containing protein
Exons: 1
Coding region: 1-1050 (349 amino acids)
Source: RefSeq, a predicted model, not a curated record
AUGGACCACCUCCGUGAUUCACUGCUGAGUUCUCUGCCUAGAGAUACCCCUUCUACCGCGAUGGCCGACUACGCUCGCCGAGAUCAGGAAGGCACACGCCAGUCUGUCGCUAGGGGUGAAUUCAAAGAGGUUCGCGAGAUGGCCUUCGACAAUCGCACCUGGGUCGUGACCAGCCGAUACUGCGAUAUUGGAGCUGGCGUCGACUCACUUGAAGUCCACAUUCAUUCCCUGUGGCAUAUGUACUACGAGCUUGGCCGAAGCAUCUCCUCCGAGUCGCCUGAACAUGAGGGAAUAGUUCUUGAUAUCCUCCGCAUUCAAGGAAUGGGGCCGUUGACCAGACCUACACGAGGAAACCAUGGCAUUGACAUCGCGAGAACCGUCGAUGGUACACUGUGGACCGAUCUCCCCUUCUUGGUCGGCGACAUGACCGACUUCUGGGUCAAGCACGGUGCUUCUAUGUCGGGAACACACCGUCUCAACUUUGCUACAUUCCUGGCUAAACUUGCAUCUACUCGUGUCGCGAAGGAUCGGCUGUGUCAGGUCGCUCUUUUGAUCUUCCGUGCGCUCUUUGAAACUCCACGAGUCCUUCGUUCUGGGGAAGAGUCUGACGAGGAAGACCUCAACCGAGGUACCAAGCAGCUUGAGGUCUUUCAUCUGUUGCCAGCCGCUAUUGCCUGGCUGAAGCUAGCCAGUAACAACCUCCUUUUGCUAUCCGACGUGUAUUGGAACGACUGUCCUAGCCAUCUGAGCAAGGGUGGUGAGGAUUUCCUUGAAUCGGAGCUCGGACAGCGAUCACCUGCUGGGUUCUCGCCAUGGCGAUAUAUGUUCUGGCUGAAGCGACUUCAUGAAAUUCAAGACCAGGCCAAGGAAGCCAAUGAGAAAGCCCUGGAAGAGCUUGCCGAUAAUGGAAUCCAGUACAUGGUCAACACAAUCAAGCAAAAGAACUCGGAGGUUCUCAGGGCUUACAAGAAUGGUGGCGAUUUCUUGCAUCAGGACAAACAUCUUUCAUGCCUGAAGCCCCUUGCACUCGUUGAAGAGCCAGAGUCGUAA